Molecule: messenger RNA, 1822 nt
Organism: Effrenium voratum
Lineage: Eukaryota; Dinophyceae; Suessiales; Symbiodiniaceae
Source: the annotation of a GenBank genome assembly
AGGGUAUCUGCUUCAGAAACACAAAUGCCAGAGAUUCGAGAGUCCCACGACCAGCAAGCUCAGAAUCUCAGCUCGAAAGCUGCCAUGGCCAGACGUUGGCGACGAGCCGGAGCUCCCGAGGGUGCGGCCCCCCCCGCCCCCGCCCCCGCCCCCGCCCGCGCCGCCUCGACUUGGGCCGAGGGAGCGGCACAUGCAGCACGCGCUGGGGUUGCCAUGUGCACCGUGGGCGCCGGGGACUCCUACCUCAUCCCGGACUUCCUGAGCCCGGCUGAGGCAGAUGCAGCUCUGAUGGCUCUCACGCCAUUGAAGAUGGGAGGAUUGGCCGAGGUCGCCUGGAUGCAGAUGUUUGGUGCGAACAAACGCCCUUUCGGGCGCCUGAAAUUCACCCAGGCUACGGUUGAGCGGGACCUGGAGCCAAUCUAUCGCUACCCAACCAACAACCAGUCUGCAUGCCUGACGCAUUCAUGGACUCCCACAGUGAAGUCUUUGAAGGACAAGGUUGAGGCUUGCAUUGGCCAGGGUCUUAACCACUGUGUCGGCAAUCUCUACCAGGAUGAGAAGGAUUUCAUUGGGCCGCACACAGACAAGAUGCUGGAUAUUUUGCAGGGAUCCUGCAUCGUGUCUUUGAGCCUUGGGGCGGAGCGUCCCAUUCUGCUGGAGCGGAAGCGGGACAAGGAGCAGCAGAAGGUGAGUUUGCCGCACGGCUCCUUGUUUGUUCUUGGCCCGGAGACGAACCGCCACUGGAGCCACAGCAUCCCGGCACAGGGCGCCAAGCUGGGCCACCGGAUUUCCUUGACCAUCCGCAAGAUGGGCACCUUUCUGCAGCUGAGGACGCGGCAGCUGGUGGGCCAAGGGGCAGACAAGCCGACUCUGAACUGGCCAGAGUGGGAGCACGACGAGAGCAUUGUGCCGGAGGUGGCGCAUCCGCAGGCCAAGCAGCCGCUGGCCGAGCUGCGGGCGUCCACGCGUUUUAAGGGCAGCAGUUUCGAAUGCGUGGUGCGGCCCUGCUCAGAUCACGCUGAGGUGCAGGCCUGCUGGCGCGAGUUCAAGCUCCAGUACCGCGAGGCUUGUCACAUCCCCUACGCCUUUGUCUUAACGAUGCGCGGCAGGCGCGUGACCGGCUCCGAGGCAGACGGGGAGCCGGUCGGCAAGGCAGACACAGCUGCCGAGGGCUUGCUGGAGCCGCUGCUGGCCGCUGGCCUCACCGACUGUGCCUGCUUCGUAGUGCGGCACUGGGAUGGCGAGCGCCUGGGUUUGGCCAACCUCAUCCGCGCCUAUGCAGAGGCCGUGCAAGCCGCGGUUGCAUUUGCGCCGGCAUGCACUUCCACCCGCGCCGUUGCCCUUACGACACCCGCAGAGGAAGUCUUGGAGACAGGAGCCGAGGACGUGGAUCGGCAGGUGCGGAAGCUGAAGAAGGCGCUGCGGGAGAUCUCAGCCUUGGAGCAGCUGCAGAAAGAGGGCACCCCACUGCAGCAGAACCAAAUCUGGAAGAUCCAGAAGCGCCAAGAGUAUGUGUCGCAGUUGGCCGUGUUGGAGAAGUGAGAACCCGACAGCGGCCUGUGAAGGCGGAUUACUUGCUUGCCUUGCUUUGGCGCGUAGCGCAGGCAGUUGCAAAAUCUACACCAGAUGCGAUGUAGGCUGGGCUGGGCGGCCUUGCUUGACCAGCCCGCAGAUUGUACAGGAAGCAUUUGCUACUUUGUGUACAGUGGAGCCAGCCGCAUUUGGUGAAAAUGAUGUCCAGAAGAAUGCACGCCCCCUGCUGAUGUGAUGCUGAAGCUGCUUGCGAUGCAAAGCGCGAUAGCUUUGACUUCCACGAGCACAC